GCUUUCAGGGUUCUAGGGUUUAGGGAGUCUCGUGAGUUUGGUCGUCCCUUUCGUGGGAGACGAGCUUCGAGCUCGCAGCCUGCAAUCUUCAAUUGUUCGCGACGCUUUGGUGGGUCGCGCCUUACCCUCAUUGGUGAGUGCUUGUUUUUUUUUUCGUUCGUGGGUUUGUUGUUGUUAGCUUCAGUUCGCAAGAUGGGAAAGAAAUCCAAGAGCAAGACGUCUCGCAAAGGGAAACGCGAAUGGAGAAAGAACAUUAGCACGGAGGAUGUGGACGCGUUUGUGGAGCAGACGGCGUUGGUGGAGCGUAGCGGGGGAGCUUUGGAGGAGGUCCCCAGCGAGGAGCUCUUCUUCGUCGACACCAGCAAGGAUAUUAAGGUUGCGCGGAAAGUGGACAAACACAGGGCGAAGGUGCUUCAUGCAGAUAGUAUUCUGGAGAGCAAUUCGUUGAUUCCUGUGCUGAAAGAGCCCGGACAUACGAACAAGAAGCGCAAGGACAGGGAUCAUGCGAAGCCGAUGGCAAAGGCGACGGUGAAGCCUCCGGAAGUGAAAGUUGCUCCUCAGAAGGAGAACGGGUUGAGUAUUCUUGAUCCAUGGAGUGGGGGGGACGAUGUGGGGAGGAAGGCUAGGAAAGUCCAGAAGGAGACGGUAUCGGCUCCGCCAGUGGAAGUUGAUAUGCCUGGGUGUUCAUAUAAUCCGUCCUUUGUCGAUCACCAAGAGGCUCUGGGUGUGGCAGUAGCGGAUGAGAUGAAGAAGGUGAUAUUGAAGGAACUGGAGCCAGCGCCUGUGCCCAAACAUGUGCCUGACCAUGGCCUUACUGAAGAGGAUAUGUUUUUCUUGGAUGUAGCCAAGGAGGAUGAUGAUGAAGAGGAGGAUGCAAGGAGCGAUGAUGGAGCAGUUGUCACUCAACCGAAGGGUAAGAAAUUCAAGAAACUCACGCGAGCUGAUAUCAACAGGAAAGCGCGGCGGAAAGAGGUAUUGAAAGCAGAUGCCGAGAGAAUUAGGAUUCAAAAAUUGAAGAGGGAUAUUCAGAAGCUGCCCGAGAUAACAGAGAGCAUCAAGGAAGAGGACCAAGAGCAGGAAUCACGUAGAAUUCGACGCAAGGUUUCGCGGGAGGAGAAGAGGGCUUUGGGUCCAGCUCGGCUUGGACGCCAUAAGUUCAAACCAGAGCCCAAGCAAGUUUUGUUGAGCUCAGAAGUUAGUGGAUCGUUGAGAAAAUUGAAAGCAUACCCCGUGCUCAUCCGGGAUAGAUUCAAGAGUUUGCAGCGGAGGGGAGUUUUGGAGCCUCGUGUGCCUGUUGCUAGGAAGGAGAAGAAGAAGUGGGUUGAAAUUAAACAGGGCACGAGGGGAGACAAGGAAAGGGAGAUGCAUUACGCCACGCUUGCUGAGAAGGAAGCCCGUAAGCAGGGUCUUGCGGUGCUUCCUCUUUGAGCUAGCAUAUCCAACGUUUUUGGACCUGCACUGAAGAAAACGAAGAAUGUCUGUGGCCCGCAUAGCACACACUCUUGUCGUUGACCACUGUCUGGGUUUGGCAUUAACUAUUGCAGUUGCUCGCGUCUCAAGCAGCGAAUGCUCACUAGUUUGAUGAGCAAGAUUUAGCAACAUCUUAAACUGUGCACCCAGCGUGUGAGUGAGGGUGCGAAAUGGCUAGUAUCCAACAUCCUAUGCACUUCUUGGAUCAUGUAACUCUAUUUGUGCAGAGUGAGAUUGAAAUGCAAAACAUUCAACUCGAGCUGCUAGAAGGAUUCAGCACAAAUGUGGGGCAUACUUUUGAAUAGACAUCAACAUCUUUGAAUACAUCAUAGGAAUUCUGGUUCACUUUGAAGUGCCUUUUUCUACAGUGAACCUCUGUGAUCGUGCCAAUUAAUAUGAAACAGUGCUCCAAGCUGUUGCACACUUUGAUCA
This is a messenger RNA of Physcomitrium patens, 1902 nucleotides long. RefSeq names its product ribosome biogenesis protein NOP53. Gene Ontology annotation, molecular function: 5S rRNA binding. Lineage: Eukaryota; Viridiplantae; Streptophyta; Bryopsida; Funariales; Funariaceae. Gene Ontology annotation, cellular component: nucleolus. Gene Ontology annotation, biological process: ribosomal large subunit assembly; rRNA processing. The record is from RefSeq and is a predicted model, not a curated record.